CACUCUUUCUUUCUCUCUGACAAAUCUUAAUUUAGGGAUUAUGGAUCGAUUACUGUGCUUGCCUGCUUCCUACUCUCUCCCUUUAAUCACUCCCUCUCAUGCUUUCCUUCCAUCAUCCUUUUGUCGUCUUUUAUUGCCCUCUUUCUCCUCACUCAUUUAAUAAUACAAUAAAUAAUUAAUAAAUAUUUAUAUAAUAAAAGUUAAGGGAAAAAUAACAUAAUAAAUAAAAGAAGGGAGGAAGGAAGAAGAAGAUAACCAUCAUCAUAUUCAUAGUUGGAAACGGUUCUCCAAUCAAACCCUCGAUUUCUGACGUACCCACCCCAAUUUGAAUCCAGGGAUCCCUUUCGGGUGUAAUAGCUUGAUUCUGAUGCAAGGUCAAAGAAGGACAACUGGAUCAUUCCCUGCUAUUGUUGGUAUGAUGCAAGGGCCUAACUCGAGCGGCACUGAUAUGAAUCAUCAGUCUUCCUUGAAUCAUGUGCAAAGUACCGUAGAUUUCCGGUUGUCAGAUUAUAGAGGGUCCACUGGCGAGACUGCUUGUUUACGAGCUACUGGUCCUAACGUACAGAGUUUUAGUGGCUGGAAUACUGGUGAACCGAGUUCUAGACUGAAUCUGAUCAACCAAGUCAAUGAUGAAGGUCUAAAAUCUGAACAUGGUCCAUCUUCAUCAUGUAGUGCUACUGCCGAGGAUGGUCUCAGAACAGAGGAAAGGUCAUUUGAAUCAAAUAAUAUGAUUUUUCCAGUUAGUUCAAAUACUAAUCUACAUGGAAAUCAUUCUAGAAUUCAGCCUUCUUUUUUGCGAGGAUCCAGCUCCAGUCAUAUAACCCAGAAUGGUAAUCUAGAUAUGGAGCACACAGCACAAGCUGCUAACCGUGGGAAAGGCAUAGCAGCAAGUAGCAGUGUGAAUCACAAUGAUAGUGGUGGAUAUGAUAGAGAGCAAACAGCAUUCAGCAGUGCUUCAUAUAAUCGUCAUACUGGAACUUCAUCCGAAAACCCUGGAUUCAUGACUUGGGGAAAUAGUGGCAGUUCAAGUUCCGCUUUAGUUAAUUGGGGUUCUUCCUGCAAGAGAAAGGCCCUUGAAGGUAGUUCUGGUCAACUGUGUACUGGAGGAAGCUCAAACUCUCUUUUACAAUCCGAAAAUGGAUGUUGGCCCACUAAUCCUGUUGAUCUUAAUGUUUCAAGCAGUUUAAAUGUUUCAAUGCCCUUAGAGGAUGUUCCUGUCACUCUUCCUCCAUUACAGCUGAACUUGAGAAGUGAAGUGAGCCAAGGAGCAACUGAUGCAUUUCCCUUAAUAAAUGUCCCAGAAAAUGUGGAAAGGCCUCUCAGAAACUUUGAUAGGAGAAUGGCCCAUGUACAGCAUCAGGAAUCUAUACCUCUCAAUUUACCAUCAACAGUGAGUUCUAGGCAUCAUAAUCAUUCUUCUCCCCAUCAAAUACCUGGCUCCCACUCAUUUAAUGAUUCUUUGGAAUUGAGGUUAACGCCUGGAGUAAAUGCUGCUAAUUCUGGUGCUCCUCAGAACCAGUCACCUCCCCUUAACAUGCCUCCUUUUCCUUGGAAUAGAGCUUCUAACCCUAGAGGGGCUAGAUCUUCAACUUCUCAUAACUCUGUAGAAAGAGUCGUACAGGAAGAUUUUAAUAUAAGAAUUUUUCCAAGAGAGAGUUCUGGGCACCCGACGAAUGUACCUGCACCCACAGUACAUGAAACAACACCAUGGCGUACAUCCUCUGCUAAUGCAAACAAUUCUGGAGGUGUACCUACUACAUCUUGGAUGGGAUCUAGUUCAAACAUCGUUCCAUUACCUAAUCCCAGCUGGAUUGUUAACCCUGAAGUCCCUACAGAUAAUCUGCAAAGAUUGUCAGAGUUCAGUCCUUGGUCUCUUUUUCCAUCAAUUAGCUCAGCAUCCAGUGUUCAGAAUGGUCAUUCUGCUCCAUCCUCUUCAGGAUCUUCUUCUAUUACUCAGGGGUCCCGCAACAAUCAACCAUAUCUAAGAGCAGCAUUGUUGAUGGAAAGGAGGGGUGGCGAUGUACUCUCUACUCCGCGAGCAUUAACCGUUGACAAUGAGGGAAGACGCCGACUAAUAUCUGAGAUUCGCCAAGUCUUGAUUGCAAUGCGGAGGGGUGAUAACUUAAGGGCUGAGGAUUAUAUGCUUUUUGACCCUUUCAUAUAUCAUGGGAUGGCUGAACUGCAUGACAGGCACAGAGAAAUGCGCCUUGAUGUUGAUAACAUGUCUUAUGAGGAAUUGUUGGCAUUGGAGGAGCGAAUUGGAGAUGUCAGCACUGGAUUGAGCGAGGAUGUCAUUUUGAAGUCGAUGAAACAGCAAAUAUACAUGUCUGUUAUGGCGGAGUCUUCUACAGAUCUUGAGCCUUGUUGUAUCUGUCAGGAGGAUUAUACUGAAGGAGAGAAUGUUGGCUCGCUAGAUUGUGGACAUGAAUUUCACAGUAAUUGCAUCAAGCAAUGGCUAAUGCAGAAGAACCUUUGCCCCAUUUGCAAAACAACAGGCUUAGCUACAUGAUAGGGGGAGCCUCUAUGGCUCUAUCAUGUGAGCCUGGAAGGAAAUUUCCCUAUUGUGUCUAAGUUUGAUCUUUAUAUGGCUCUAUCUAUGACUUGUUUACCGUCAUGAACUUCCUCUUCCUUAUGAGGACUUGACCUCUCCUUUGUCAUCGUUUGGGAGAGGGAAAAAAAAAGAAGAAAAAAAGACAAGAAAAAUAGUAAUCAAGAAACAUUGGUGGGUGACUUAUAAUAGUUUCGUUUAUACUGUCGUAAUGGAUUAUUUUCAUGUCAUUUAUGAUAGCAACAAGCACUUGAAUUUUAUUUAAUUUCAACAUAAAUUUAAGACUGGUGGCUGCCAAGAGUAUUAUUAUUAAGUGAUUAGUGAUUGCCUUUAGUUGCUUGCAAAAUAUUUGUUACAAUACCUGGUAAUUCUAUUCUGUUAGUUUCACCUAAUGCUUGUUUGAACUGACUCAAUGGAGAUUAGUUACGAAGUGAGGAGCUAGUACUUUUGGAUUAA
This is a messenger RNA of Arachis stenosperma, 3004 nucleotides long. RefSeq names its product E3 ubiquitin-protein ligase MBR2. Gene Ontology annotation, molecular function: ubiquitin protein ligase activity. The record is from RefSeq and is a predicted model, not a curated record. The transcript has 6 exons. Bases 368 to 2509 code for a protein of 713 amino acids. NCBI's taxonomy places the organism in Eukaryota, Viridiplantae, Streptophyta, Magnoliopsida, Fabales, Fabaceae.